GUCCAUGAUCUUGUUCCAUUCCUAGCGCGAAGAAUUCAGCACACUGUACCUCUAGGUCCGACAAGGCGAAGAGAUCAUUGAUAUUCAAACAAUCGCUUACCCUCUUGCCAGUGGUUCCCAUGAGUCCACCGGUCGUCACUCGACGUGAUCUAGAUUGGAAUGCUGUGUGCUCCAAGACUCAGACAUUCACAGCUGAUCAGCUAUCGAGUUACAAUGCCGCCGGAAUCGACCCUUUCCUGAUCCUCGUUGCCCAGGUCCUUGGUCAACAGUUCAGCCUCGCAGCCAAAGGACAGCGGAAUUUGGCCAACGCCUUUGCGAGUCUGCCACAAGCCGAGUUCUUUGGGCUUACCAUGGGGAUUGGUCAUUCCGACCGACAUCCUGCAAGGUUACUAGCUAAUCUGGACGGCGGCUUCGACUUCUUGGGGAUAUGCGGGUGUCUUUCGGAGAACUACUCCGAGGAUGUGGUCGUUGGAGUCAUUGUUGGACUGUUGAAAGUCUUUCAGAUCCCUGACCGGUUAUUACCUAGCGACUCCCAGUGGAGAAAUCUGGUUCAUCUGUGCCACGGGGUUCUGGCCACUUCUGGAUUUGGUCUGCUCAUCACGCGGGCGGGCACGGCAGUCAAUUUGACAGGGUCGAGUGCAAAUAUCAGGACUAUCAUUCAUGGACUGUGGGGAAUGAGUGAUCUCGUGCAAGGCUCGCAGAGGAAGAUCUCGAUUGAUGCAGGCUCUGAUGCUUUUUGGUUUGCAGCGGUGGCGGAAUGGCUGUUUGACCUGAGGUUCGUCAUCGACAAUGUUCAAGGACUGACGCUACUAUCUUCUCCUGGAGUUGAGACGAACAAGAUUCAAGUGAGCAUAUCAACCCGUGACCCGUCAUUCAGAGAAGAUUCUCCUGAUCUACUACCACUCUCCGAGGCAUUCCCAAACAGCUCGACGCCGGUGACAGGUGGACGGGUAACGUGGGAGAAGAUAUUCCGGUCAUGCUUUGGACGUACCUUUAUCGACAUUGAGCCACGACUCCUGGCCGAUGGGGUGAGCAGUCUGGCUGGACUCACUGCUGCAAGCAUGGAACACACUCACGCAGACAUCCAAGCUUACUUUUAUCCCCAAGCCAGCGCCGUGACGGGGUCCCGCGGAUCCGGCCUCUUGGAAACGGUAACCAGCUGGUUCCCCGAACUUCGGCGGCUGGCACCACAAAUGGGACGUUAUGCCAAUGUAUCGUUCCAGGAGGCGCGAGACAAGUGCGAUGAGGUCACUGCCACACUCAAAGCAGAGUGCAUGUGCAACUUUUGCGGGAAUGCCUCGGAGACAUCUACCGAAUACUGCAAACACAGUCUCCUCAUUUUCAUCUUGUCGUUGGGUCUGGUGGCUGCCCGAUCGGUGGUGGUGACGGGCCUGUACCCAAAACGAUCAGGGAUCAUUGAAAUGUACCGCUUUCACCACGAGCGUCGUAAGCACUGGGUGUUGCAUGAAAGGGUCAAAGAGAACGAUGAGUUCAUGGAGGGAUUUGUACAGUCUCUCCCAUCGCCACGGCAGCUGCUUGAUACAGCGUGCCUCAUGUUCGCCGGUUCAUCACCCCAAGAUGAUAUCAUGUCGGAUGAAACGCUCUCGAUCGCUCAUCAAGGCAUCUUUGCUUCGUUGACGGCCUGGAACCCGUACAUCGCCGGUUCACGCACGAACCAGCGGAUGCGGGCUGGAGUGUCUGUGUCAGCAGGUUCAUCACACGUCCAUGGAAGACUCGUUGAUCAGGGCGUCUGGUCGCAAGGGGUGGGAACCAUGUCAUUCGCGGAGAGUCUCGAGAUGUUGAGAACUCGGUCAAAGGACCUACAGCAGAUUGUGCGAUUGAAGGGAAACAAGGUUGAGUUUUCAUAUAUUUUGUUAGAGAGUGGUGAAGGAGAGCGAGCGCAGAAAGCAGGUUGGUGGCUUUGUGAAGACUAA
This is a messenger RNA of Exophiala mesophila, 1934 nucleotides long. RefSeq lists its product as uncharacterized. The transcript has a single exon. Lineage: Eukaryota; Fungi; Ascomycota; Eurotiomycetes; Chaetothyriales; Herpotrichiellaceae. Bases 120 to 1934 code for a protein of 604 amino acids. The record is from RefSeq and is a predicted model, not a curated record.